AUAAUGACUUUUAUUGCUAGGCAGUUUAGUAGGUCCACACAACCGUUUCUUCAGUUACUCAAAACACAAUUUAACAUUAACAUGGCUCUGUCAGUGUCCAGAUGUAACAAAAAGCGCCGUCGUUAGUCUCAUCUUGUUUUAUCCCGCGGUGGUCCAGAUGGAUUCUUACCACGUACUGAACCUGGUGGGAGAGGGCUCAUUCGGCCGAGUUUACAAGGGGAGAAAGAAGUUCACCGGCAAGGUCGUAGCUCUAAAGUUUAUGCCGAAAGUGGGUCGGACUGAAAAAGAGCUGCGAAGUUUGAAGAGAGAGAUAGAAAUUAUGAGAGAUCUUCGGCACCCAAAUAUAGUCCAGCUCUUUGACAGCUUUGAGACUGAAACCGAGGUUGUGGUUGUGACUGAGUAUGCUGAAGGCCAGUUGUUCCAGAUUUUGGAGGAUGAUGGAAACUUGCCAGAAAAUCAGGUGCGAGAGAUUGCCUGCCAGCUGGUCUCUGCUCUGUAUUAUUUACACUCCCAUCGCAUCCUUCACCGUGACAUGAAACCACAAAAUAUCCUGCUAGGAAAAAGCGGUGUGGUGAAGCUCUGUGACUUUGGGUUCGCCAGAGCGAUGAGCGUCUCCACCCUGGUCCUGACUUCCAUCAAGGGAACACCGCUGUACAUGUCGCCUGAGAUCGUAGAGGAGAAGCCGUACGACCACACCGCUGAUCUCUGGGCUCUUGGGUGCAUUUUGUAUGAGCUCCACACGGGGGUGCCACCAUUCUACACCAACUCCAUCUUCCACUUGGUGCAGCUUAUUGUGAAAGAUCCGAUCAAAUGGCCGGACAUGAUGAGUGACAGCUGCAUGAGUUUCCUGAAAGGUUUGUUGACUAAAGACCCACAGAAACGUUUGUCAUGGCCAGACCUCCUGCAUCAUUCCUUUGUUGCUGAUGGUGUUUUAGUGCUGUCAGACACAAACCUCUUCAGCCCCCUGACGGUCACACCCAGCCCAGACGUGGUGGCCAUGAAGAUGAAGCAAGUGGCAGAAAAAUCUGUGCCGACGUCAGGAGAGAGCAUAUUAAUGAGAAAGGCCAGGGAGCAGAUGGAGCUCAAAAAGAGAGAGAAAAAGAAGGAAGGAUGUGAAAGAGUGAAUUCUGCUACAGUAAUGGCGUCGCCUAAAGCCCUCUCCACUGAAGUUCCUGCAGCUUCUGGCCAGUUGGCCAUGACAGCCAAUCAAAGCAUGAACCUGAAGAGUAAAACACGUGCCACGUCAAAACAAAGGGGCCAGAUCAGCAGAGACUAUGAACAGGAGUUUCCCUCUGUUGAGGUCGGGCCGCGAAUCGCCCGCCGAGGGAAUGACAGACCAGCCGCACUUCAUAGGCAGGAUGUUGCCACUGAAAGGCACCGGGAAAAUCUUGUCCAGGAAGCAGACCUAAGCAGGCAGCAGAAGAAGCUUAUAAACUACAAUGGUGUCAUAUGUCAAAUUAAAUCUAGCAUUACGGCAUUUCAGGUUCAGCUGAUAGGUGUUGGUGAUAUAAAUGUGCAGCAGAUUGAGCAUGGGCUAAAGGUCCUACGUAACUUGAUCCUGACCUCUGACCUUGAGAAGUCUCACCUCAUCAGCCAUGAACUUAAACUACCACAAUCCUUCUUUGAGCUGAUCAGAGAUGCUGUUUCAAACUCUGAUUUUAUCAAGGAGCAGAGGAAUGUGCUUACUCUUGGAGAAAUUAUUAAAUUUAUUCUGUUCUACUGGGAAAAGCAUUCUGGUUGGGUGGAAAAGGAGCCCAGACUGGAAGAGUUCACUCAGCCCCUCAAGACGAUUAUCAAUCAGUCAAGUCUUACUGUUCUGGCUCCACUCGCUGCUUCUGUUUUAUCUCUCUUCACUCUACAUGGUGUUGAUGUUUUUGUCGACGUGGAGAAUUUGACUUCCCUGCUGAAAAUGCAUCCCUCGCCUCUGGUGUUACCUCCUCCUGGUUGGGGACUGUAUGACGGCCUCCUGUCUUUACUCCUACAUGCAUUGUCUGAGGAUGACAGUGCAUCAGUUUCAUCUAAGUUAAAUCCACUUGUGUUCUUGGAUUUGUGGAAAAAAGUUGGUUCUUCGCUCGCAAGCCCGACGCCAAACCUGGACUUGUUUUCAGCAGAUGGAGUUUACUCCUUUCUGUCUAUUGCACUGCUUAUCUUCACAAAGGACCUGAACUCGUGCAUUCCUCUUUUUACUGACAAAAAAACUCAAUGUGUAUACACGCUGUGCUGCUUGCUGAGCAACGACUGUCCUCUUUUAUCAGCCAAGCUUCCCUGUGGGGGCGCCGACAUGGAGCUGAGCUGCGACACUCUGUCCACGUUGAGCUGCCACCUGCUCUGCUUUCCGUUUGCUCUGGACCUGCCGCCACACACCAUGGCGGCCGUCCUGCAGGUUUAUGACAGCUGUCAUGUUGCUUCCAGCCUCCUUCAGGUAAUUCAGACAUUCCCUCCGUCUCAGCUGGAGCUGCCGCUCUCCCUGCUGAGCCGUUUGCUGCUGUGUGAUCCUGACCGCUCUGUGUCCCACAUCGGCGGAGAUGCUUCUGGCUUUUUUUCGUCAACUCAGAGCAACCAGCCUUUUCCCUCCAAAAAUCUGACUGCUGUGACCAGAACUGCCAGCUCUCUGUUCUCUGACUUGCUGCAGCAGGAUGAGCUGUGGGACUGUGCUGUGGAGCUUCUGAAUCUCUUGUCCCAAGUGGCUCGCUGCUCCUCUCAGCCUGCUUCCCCUGAGAUAUCCAUGGAGGCCGCAGUGCUGCAACAGGCGCUGACUCAUCCAUACGACCAGAUCAGAGCUGCCACAUGUAGGUUUGUGGGGAAUCUGGAACCAUUCAGGGAUAAUCAAGCACAUAGCCUGCAGGCUGACAUUUUCAGACAGAUGAUAGAGGCUCUUAAUGACUCCUGCACACAGGUGCGGCGGAUGGCUUGCAGGGCGGUGGGGAACUGGCUGGGAUACGUUGCAGCAAAGUUUAAAAUGGGAGGAAGCUGCAGUGACUCUUCAGGGUGGGGCAAAGAGAACAAUCGUAAACAAGCGCGUUCACACGCCGAAGCAGCUGGUGACGCAGACGAGCAGAGACGAUGGACAGACGAAGCUCAGAGGUCAGCGGCCUCGCUGACCUGUCUGCUCUCGGACCGCGAUGCCGUCACGCGGCGUCACUGCUGCGCUCUGGGAAACCUGGUAAAUGUCGACGGUGUCGUGUCGGUGUUGGAUGAAGAGGUGUACAGCUCUCUUCUCAGAGUCGCGUGCAAUGAUUCAAACAGCGGCGUGAGAGAAGCUGCAAUCGCAGCUCUAAAACUCUGCAGCCAGCAGGAUGAGGUGCAGUUAACGAGAAGAGGGACGUCAGCACCACACGAUGUCCCUUAGAAGUGUGCUGCACAAUGUUUGGACGGCUGGAGCAAUAACCAAAUCACACUUCUGACUGCUUUGAAUGUGCAGUAGGUAUAUAAACUCCACAAACCCCAGUAAAAAUAAAAUAAAUGCAAUUUUCCAACAUUUCAUCCACCUGGAGAAAGUCUUUUUCCAUCUGAAAAAAACAUCACCAGGUCAUGAUGCUGCCACCCCCACAUUUCACAGUUUAUUGUGUUCUUGUAAUUGAAGUGCAGUUUUUGUGUUUGUUCCCAAGUUAGCUUAAAGUUCAAGCUGGGUUUCUACAAAAUGUAGCACAUUCUUCCUCGAGGUUUUAGGUCAUUUUUGUCCGGUCAAAAUCCCUUUUGUGUGUGUGUGUUUCAACCAUUCUCCUUAAUGUCUGAAAACACACGAAGAGCAGAAGAAACAUGUAGACCAGAACUUCCAGUUGGUUCUUUACUGUUGAUCUUUGGUCAUUAGCAACAUCUCUACAAACAAACUCUUUAGCUAAAGGAUGCAAAUGUCAAGAAAAACGUCCCAGAACUGCUGCCCUUUAUUUAAUGUUACAUAAUUUUACUGGUUGAUGGCAGGUGUGUACCAAAGAUACUGAAACUGAGCGGUUCAACAAAGUGGCUUAGCAGAUUACUGCAGCUUUUGUAUUCUUCUUUAUUUUAACCUUGUUUCCAGUUUAGCUGUACAUGAAAAAUAUCCAAUUAAAAUCAAACAAUUCAA
Molecule: messenger RNA, 4063 nt
Organism: Poeciliopsis prolifica (blackstripe livebearer)
Lineage: Eukaryota; Metazoa; Chordata; Actinopteri; Cyprinodontiformes; Poeciliidae
Gene: stk36
Product: serine/threonine kinase 36 (fused homolog, Drosophila)
Biological process (GO): protein phosphorylation
Cellular component (GO): cytoplasm
Molecular function (GO): protein kinase activity; ATP binding
Source: RefSeq, a predicted model, not a curated record